GGAGCAAAGGGCGGCAGGAUCCGACCACCACCUCCCCGGGGAGAUCCCGACUGUGAAGGGGUCACUGACAGCGGCCGUGGGGAGGAGGAGGGCAAGCCCAGGCUGAAGGGGGCGAUGGCAGCCACCGCGGUGACUGACUCCGGGGGGGUGAGGAUCAUCACGGAGGUCAUCCCGGCCACAGAUCCCCGAGCUGCCCAGCUGGCCUCUGGCUCCAGGCCGCCUGCACCCACCACAUCCUCGUUUCAAGUCCAAGGCUUCAGGAGGGCUCAGCCCAAGGCGCUGGGGACCAUCCACAUCUUCACCGGGAUCAUCCACAUCUGCUUCGGGAUCAUCCUGACGGUGUCAGAGUACGAGACCCCUUCCCUCCCCGUGGCCAGCGGGAUCCUCUUCUGGCUUGGGCUCCUGCUCCUGGUCUCAGGCUCGCUGCUGGUGGAAAGUGACAAAAGAGAUAACAUCUCACUGGUGAAGAGCUGCUGCAUCGUCAAUGCGGGGGUCAUCCUGAGCACACUGGUGGCCACCCUGCUCCACACCACGGCCAUCACGCGCGACAUCCCCGGCUGCCAGAUCAACAUGCCAUACCAGAUGCUGAGCAACGGGCUGGAUUCCGUGUUCGUUAUCUUCUGUCUCCUGGAGUUCUGCGUGGCGGUGGCGGCUUUGGCCUUCGGAUACGAUGCCAUCAAGCAGCACAACUACACGCGUAUG
Messenger RNA from Pterocles gutturalis (yellow-throated sandgrouse), 702 nucleotides. RefSeq names its product membrane-spanning 4-domains subfamily A member 15-like. Lineage: Eukaryota; Metazoa; Chordata; Aves; Pterocliformes; Pteroclidae. The transcript is spliced from 6 exons. The record is from RefSeq and is a predicted model, not a curated record. The annotation marks the transcript as partial. Gene Ontology annotation, cellular component: membrane.